Trichophyton benhamiae CBS 112371 is the source of this 915-nucleotide messenger RNA. RefSeq lists its product as uncharacterized. Gene Ontology annotation, cellular component: kinetochore. Bases 1 to 915 code for a protein of 304 amino acids. Gene Ontology annotation, biological process: attachment of mitotic spindle microtubules to kinetochore; protein localization to kinetochore; kinetochore assembly. NCBI's taxonomy places the organism in Eukaryota, Fungi, Ascomycota, Eurotiomycetes, Onygenales, Arthrodermataceae. The transcript is spliced from 3 exons. The record is from RefSeq and is a predicted model, not a curated record.
AUGGUUGAUACUGCUUACUCUGAUGCGCUUGCGCAGAUUCAGGCUCUAGACAAACAGAUACCUGCGGAUACCCUUGCAAUCAUUCGAAUCAGCGAGCCAAUCGGCACAUCAGAUGGGAACGCAACAUCGGAGCGGUCGCCAUCAAAGCGUACCUCAGACGUGUCUACGGACGCAUAUGAUAAUCCAACACCGGCGACAUUAGAAGCUGACCUGACACAUUAUAAGGAACUAUUCUCGAAGCUCCGGUUUUCGUACCUCGAACAGGUCACGAAAGAGAAGUUUCUACGUGCUAUUGUUGGUGAUCCACCGCUAGUCGUUGCGCAUAGUGACAAUGUCGAGUUGGAAGCAGAACUCGCACAAAUAAAGGAAGAGUUGCAACGGCGAAAGGAGGAAGUUAGGAUAUCAGUUGAGGAGAUGGAAAAGAUGAGCAGAGACCUAGCAAAAAGUAAAGGCACUCACCUAUGUUCCUCGCUAAAACCUGGCACAAUUAAGCUAAUUAUCCCCAUAUAUCACAGGACCACACAGCUUUCAGAGCUGCCGGCUUCAAUUUCGAACCUCGAAGAAACAGUUUCCAGGUUGCGUGAUGCUCAAUCAGCGCAGCUUCAGGAACGAUCGUCUCUAUCUCCAUCUCAAAAUCUCCCGCUUGAAGCUACUCUUCGACUUUUGGCAAAUAAGGAUGCUGAACUAACAAGCCUGAAACGAACGCUGGCGUCCUCAGAAACAGCGUUAGUCCGUAAAACGGGAGAAACAGAAGCAUUGGAGAGGGAGUUGGCUGUAUUAGAAAAGAAGAGAAAUGAAGUUGUUGCGCAAGCCAAGGAGGCGCAACGACGGAAACUCCAAGGAGAGAGUGACGGGCUUGAAGAAAUGGGGCGAUGGUAUGCAGGGGCAGAGCAAAUACUGAAAAGCUUAGUAUAA